Molecule: messenger RNA, 5611 nt
Organism: Artibeus jamaicensis (Jamaican fruit-eating bat)
Lineage: Eukaryota; Metazoa; Chordata; Mammalia; Chiroptera; Phyllostomidae
Gene: ZMYM5
Product: zinc finger MYM-type containing 5
Exons: 9
Coding region: 649-3615 (988 amino acids)
Cellular component (GO): nucleus
Molecular function (GO): zinc ion binding; DNA binding
Source: RefSeq, a predicted model, not a curated record
UCGUCCCGGUAGUCUUAGGAUUUUGGAUCCGCGGACUGUGUCCACACAGGCUGUGUGCAGCGUAGCUUCGGAAGGCGGGGAUGAGCGAAGGCGGCUUCCGGAGCUUUCUACUGGCCCAGAACUAGCCCCUGAAGCUUGGGCGCCGUCCCGUUGCAUGUUGGGUCCGAGGACUGGUCCAUACUUGCUCCUGGUACCACGUGAGGCCUCAGGGCUCUAAAGAGGACCAGGAAUCCCUUCAGGCCAGUUUGGUGACGCCUUGGCAGAAAUUAAGAAGGAAAACAUACCCUUCGAUGCUAUGAAGAUUGAAAUGAGUAUAAAAAUUGGUAAAGCGCCUGGCCCAUAAAUUAUGGGACACACACACAUAGACAGUCAAACCCUUUAUUCAUCUUGUUUUGACGAGAGAAAAAAAUGUUUCAGCAGUUGGCACUUGCUUGGAACUUGUCGCCCUUGCUAGAACUUGUAUGAGUCACAAUGCUGUCCUGCAAGAGAAAAUGCUUCAUCACUCGUCGCUUGCUCACCAUUUGGUACCCCUCUCUCGCAAUGAAACACAGGUGGUCGUGUCAUUCUCACAGUAGCCCAUGAACAUUGCAGAACCCCUACAUAUUCAUCGUUACUGUUUUGUACUUUUGUGCAAUUGAAGGGCUAAACAUGGGUCGCAGAAAGGUUAAGAGUGAUACUACUAAGCCUAAAAGGCAGUUAAUAAGAACCACAAUCGAAAAGAAAAAAGAGAUUGUAGCUAAGUAUGAGAGUGGUAUAGGUGUGACUGAUAUCGCUCUUAUGUUCAAAAUGCCGAGAACAACAAUUUCAACAAUAGUGAGAAAUAAGGAAGCCAUAAAAGCAGCAAGCGUUGCUAAAGGUGUGAAGUCUGUGAGUAAGCAACGUUCACAGACUUUGGAAGAAGUUGAAAAAGUGCUUUACAUCUGGAUUAAUGAAAAAGAGUUAGCGGGUGACAGCAUCUCUGAGGCAAUAAUUUGUGAGAAAGCUAGGCAAUUGCAUGCUGAUCUGUUAAAAGACAAGCCUGGAACAAGUGGUGAGAGCACUGAAGUGUUCAAAGCCAGUCAUGGAUGGUUUGAUAAAUUUAAAAAGAGAACUGGUAUUCAUAGUGUGGUAAAGCAUGGAGAAGUCAAUGAUGGAGAUGUCGAAGAGUUAGUGGAGGAGCAAAGAACAGAGCUCAGCACUGAGGAACUGCAGGAACUUCAAAAGGAGCAGCUACAGAUAGUGGCUGAGGAAAUUUCUGCAGGUGAUAAAGAGGAAAGGGAGGAAGCAUCUACUGCAUUGAUUAAAGAAAUGUGUAGUAAAUGGGUUGAAGUUCAAAACUUUGUGGAAAUGUAUCAUCCAGACAAAGCUCUAGCAAGCCGAAAUGUGGACCUGAUUAAUGAACAGACAAUGUCACACUUUAGAAACAUUUUGAAACAUAGACAGAAACAAGUUUCUCUUGAUAGGUUGUUAGUUGAUCUCCCUAAAUGUGAGUCUCCAGCAGUGUUCAGUGAAGCCAAGAGACAGAAAACAGAAGAAACCCCUGAGAAAUCUGAAAUUAUCUUGGAAGAGGACUCCGCUCCCUCUACCUCACCACCAUCCCAUUAUGUCAGGAACUCCUCUCAGUACAGGUUCUUUGGCUUGAACACAGGUUCAGCAGGAGAAUUAGACUUGACAGAACAGACACCUGUGUUUUUAGGGAGUAAAGCCAUGACAGCUAGUCUCAUAGAAGUAGGAAAUUCAUUUGAUGACCCAGCUAGUCCUUUAGUUGAUAGAUCUAGAAACUCAACAGUGCACGAUGAUGAUGAUGAUGAUGAUGUUGUGUUUAUUGAGUCUAUACAACCUCCUUCCACUUCUUCAGCAAUAGCUGAUCAAAGAAAUUUUAUAUUUGCUUCAUCAAGAAAUGAAAAGCUACAAGGAAAUUAUUCCAUAAUUCUUUCUGCCUCAAGAGAUUUGGCUUCUCAGAAGGGAACUAUAAGUGAAACCAUUGUUAUUGAUGAUGAAGAGGACAUAGAAGCAAAUGGAGAGGAAAAGAAAACUUCCAGUUUUACUGAAUGGGGACUUCCAGAAACUAAAAAGAGAACCAAAGAUGUGGAUUUCUCCACUUCCAGUCUUUCAAGAAGAAAGACCAAGACUGGAGUAGGACCUUUUAAUCCUGGUAGAAUGAAUGUGGCAGGAGACGAAUUUCAGAAUGGAGGAUUUGCAACUCAUCAUAGUCCUGAUUCUUGGAUUUCCCAGUCAGCAUCAUUUCCUCGAAAUCAGAAACAGCCAGGGGUGGAUUCUUUAGCACCAGUGGCCUCGCUUCCUAAACAGAUUUUCCAGCCUUCUGCCCAACAGCAACUUAUUAAACCAGUUAAAAUCACCUGUGCACACUGCAAAAAUCCUUUACAGAAAGGACAGACAGCUUAUCAACGGAAAGGAUCAGCUAACCUCUUUUGUUCUACCACCUGCCUUUCCUCCUUCUCUCAUAAGCGUACUCCAAAGACACGCAAUGUAACGUGUAAAAAAGAUGCACCUGCAAAAAGGGCUAAUAUUCCUCAAGUGCAGCCGAGCCAGCCCUUCCAGGAUUUCUGUAGUGCAUACUGUGUGUCUCCCUACGAAGAAAACCAGAGUCUCAGGAAAAGAAUUCUGAACAAGUCAAGAUGUACAAUCUGUAGUAAACUAACAGAGAUUCGCCAUGAAGUCAGCGUUAAUAAUGUGACACAUAAACUAUGCAGUAACCACUGCUUUAAUAAGUACAGGUUGGCUAAUGGUCUGAUAAUGAAUUGCUGUGAACAGUGUGGAGAGUACCUGCCCACUAAAGGAUCUGGAAACAGUGUUCGGGUGGUUGAUGGCCAGCAGAUAAGAUUCUGCUGCCAGAGUUGUGUUAAUGAAUAUAAACAGAUGCUAGAAACAAAAUCAAAAAAAUUGUCCAUACCAGAAAACAGAAAAAGGAACACUGUUAGAGAAGAAAAUGAAAGAAAAUUAGAUGGGUCAUUUAAUAUACUUUUGGAAAAAGUAAAGGGAAUACCAGAAAAAAAGGAAAAGACUUCAGAGUCACAGGUAUCAGCAGAGUGCAGCACAGAUGCAUCACUAACCAGACAGGAUGUGAAUUUACCUGCUUCUGUGUCCACUAUAGUUGAUACAUUUCAAGAGCAACUGGAAGAGAAAAAAUCAGAAGAUUCCACCCGAGCAGUUGUGCUUUCUACAGAUCCAGGCUCAUGGCCCCGAGUUUUGAAUAUUAAACAACGGAAUAUUCUUGUUGAAAAUGAUCCACCUCAAGUAAGAAAUUUUAACUUUCCAAAAGACAAUACAGGAAGGAAGUUUUCAGAAACUUAUUAUACACGAAUUCUUCCAAAUGGUGAAAAAACCACUAGAUCCUGGUUACUUUAUUCAACCUCAAAAGAUUCUGUGUUUUGUCUAUAUUGCAAACUUUUUGGAGAAGGGAAAAAUCAACUGAAGAAUGAGAAUGGGUGCAGAGACUGGCAGCAUUUAUCACAUAUUCUUAGCAAACAUGAAGAAAGUGAAAUGCACAUCAACAACAGUGUUAAGUAUUCAAAAUUAAAAUGUGAUUUGAAAAAAAACCAAACUGUUGAAGUUGCAAAUCACAGAGUACAUGAGAAUGAGAACAGUGAGGGUGUACUGUUGCUGUACACAUGAUAUACCUGACAGGAUCUUACAUUUAACUCAGGAUGUCUGUACCUAACAGUCUAGUACCAUUGUGUUGUGAGGCUCCUACACAGAGUAACUCAAGUGUUCGAUAGCAAUAAGCAUAAUAGCAAAUAAAUAGUAAAGAAUGUUUCUUUCCAAAUUCUAAAGCUAGUUGGAUUCAAUAGUGACUAAUGCAGGUUUCAAUAAAGGAGUUGUUAAUUUUUUUAGGCAGUCAAUUCACACCUUUUUAAAAUGGCAUUUGAUAGGUUUGGUUAAUUUUCUGUUCUGAUUCCCUUGAAAGGAGAAAAAGAUUUAAAUUUUCAAUACCAGUUUGAACAAAAUACUUGUGUAAACAAGUGUUUUUAUCAUUAUUAUUAUUAAAAUAAAAGUAUUCAGCCCUGACCUGUGUGGCUCAGUUGGGUGUGUGUCAUCGUGAAAAGCAAAGGGUCCUCAGUUUGAUUCCUGGUCAGGGCAUUUGUCUGGGUGUGUACAAGAGGCAGCUGAUUGAUAGUUCUCUCUCACAUUGAUGUUUCUCUCCCUCUUACCCGAUAAAUAUAAAAAUAAAGAUAGAUAAAUUAAUUAAAAACAUCCAGAAGCCAUUUAAAAACAGAAUGGGAUAUGAAACUGCAGCUUUUUACUGUUAAACCAAAUACUUGUGAUUUAUUUUAUUUUUUUGAUUUAUUUUUUAUCUGAGCAAAGUAGCAUCAUUUGUUAAAAUUUUAAGGUGGUUAAUUUGCAUUUUAUUGGCUCUGUUUUAAUUGGUAAAUGUUUUAGCUUUUAUUGUUAUGUGAGAACUAUAAACAAAGUGUAUACCUAUUUUUAUGUUGGUACAAAUACAAAAAAUACGAAAAUAAAAAUAUAUUAAGUUAACCUUUAGGUAUUGCGACAUUUUUUUUUCUGAAGGAGAUUUCAUGCUUGAAAUCUGAGAAAUACUGAUGAAAAUUUAGAAUCUCUUUUUUUCUGAGGUGGUCAGUCAGUGUUCCCAUGACUGUAUAUGUAGUAUAUCUCUCAUUGUUUCUGGUUUCUGAUACCAAUUUUAUCAUAUAUUAAGUUCUUACAUGUGCUUGAACCUGUCUCAAGGCUUUUCCCAGCAAAUGGAAUGGCAUAUGAGCAGAGCAAAAUGUAUUCUUAAAGGGGCUGACACUUAGAGUACUUGUUGCAUGUCGUGAGGCCUGUGCUGGAACACCCAGGGAAAUCAUUAAUUUAUGACUUUUUUUUUUUGCAGUGAUCAUGUGAGUCAGAUUUGGAUCUGAAUGGGCUCAUUUAGAUUUUUGGGUUGCUACCAAAAAUCCACUUUGCUCUCAGAGGCCCAUGAUGAUACCCUAAAAAAUAUAACAAGUUGUUCUGAAGUUCCUUUGCAAAUGGUUAAUAUACUUGUUAAUUCAUUAAAGCUUAGAGUUAAUUCAGUGACAGAUUUGUUCUGUGAUUAUAUUAGAUAAACUGUUGAUUGGCUGAGCAAAGUAAUGAAAUCAGCCAGGAGCCACUUAAAUAAUUUAGUAAGGUCGUCAAAUUUAUUCAUUGAGAAAACAAAAUUAGAUCCUUAUCUUAAAAUCUUUUUGUUCUUACUGCACACCAAUCAAGCACCAUAAACCCUUCAUGUAGUACUAAGUUAGAUGUAAAAAAUUCAAAAGGUGGGCCCUGGAUGGUGUAGCUCAGUGUAUUGAGCACGGGCCCGUGAACCAAAAGAUCACGGUUUGAUUCCCAAUCAGGGCACAUGCCUGGGUUGCAGGUCAGUUCCCAGCAGGGGAUGCACCAGAAGCAACCAUACAUUGAUAAUUUCCUUCCCUUCCCUUACUAAAGAUAAAUAAAAAUUUUUAAAAAAGAAUGCUUUUGUUUUUCUUUUCAAAAAUUUUGUCAGUUUUAAAAAGUCCACCUCAGUGUUUUGGUUCAGUAAACUUGUUUUGCUCUAUGGAGGGAAGACUGUUAAACUUGCUACCCUAAAACAUGUUUCUGUAAGGUUAAACAUGAUUUCUAAAUGUUACUUUUACUUGUGUUGUUUUUGGUA